UGCGAAUGCAAUCUUCUCAGUUUGUUUUCAACGUUCAAUUUGAGCAGUUAAUUCAUCAGGUCAUUGAAAAGAUAUCAACAUAAAAUUAAGUGAAGUGUUAUUUUGAACUGACAUUGUAAAUUCCUUUAGUACACUCAUACACUUAUACAUACAUAUAUAUCGUUCAAAAUGCAAGGAAAACCAAUCCAAAUUAUAAGCAUUGGCAAUGAAGAUGAUACGUCUGGUUCACGUUGCAUUCUGGAAUUAAAUGAAGCUGAAUUAAUUCCUUUGUUAAUGGAUGAAAAAGUGAAAGAUCGAGAUGUGUGUGUAAUUUCGGUAGCAGGAGCUUUUCGAAAAGGGAAAAGCUUUCUUCUUGAUUUCUUUUUACGAUACAUGUAUGCCCGUUACGUUGAUGGUAAUGUGAGUGAUAAUGAUUGGCUCGGUGGCGAUGAGGAACCUCUGAAAGGAUUUUCGUGGCGAGGCGGUUCGAAACGCGACACAACUGGGAUUUUAUUGUGGUCUGACAUCUUCCUAUACGACUAUCCUACUGGAGAAAAAGUAGCCAUAAUUUUAAUGGACACACAGGGCACUUUCGAUUGCGAGAGUACUAUGAAGGAUUGUGCCAAUGUUUUUGCAUUAAGCACAAUGAUAUCUUCAGUUCAGAUAUUCAACAUUCAAUCGAAUAUACAAAAAGACGAUCUACAACAUUUACAGCUAUUCACCGAGUACGCACGAAUAGCAAUGGAAGAUACGGGAAAGAAACCUUUUCAAAAGUUACAAUUUUUAAUACGCGAUUGGCCCAAUGAAUUUGAGACCCCAUACGGUGCUAUCGGUGGUAAACUUUUACUUGAAACAAUUUUAAAUUCCAAAGAAAAGAGGCACGAGGAGAAUGAACAACUUUGUGAGAAUUUGAAAACUAGUUUCGACGAAAUUAACUGCUAUUUAAUGCCACAUCCUGGUUUAACUGUUCAAAAGCCCGAUUUUCAGGGUUGUUUAAAAGACCUGCAAGACGAUUUUAAGAAACAUUUACUCGACCUGAUUCCCUUAAUUUUGGCACCGGAAAAUUUAAUUAUCAAAGAAAUAAACGGAGAGAAACUUAAAGUCGCUCAUCUUCUAGAGUACAUACAGUUAUAUUUUGAAUCAUUCAACAGCAAAGACUUCCCAGAGCCUACGACAAUUUUUAAGGCUACUGCAGAGGCCAACAAUCAAAUUCACGCCACAAACGCUGAAGAAUUAUAUAACAUAAAAAUGAAGCAAUUAACUGCUCCAGAUCAACCAUAUAUUGAUGAAGCCGAACUGAAGAAAAAGCAUGAGGAAUAUAUGUCUCAAUCGAUUUCGGAUUUUGAAAAUAAGCCCAUAAUGGGUAGAGCAAAGUUUAUCCAGAAAUAUUACAAUAAAAUAAAGAACUAUGCCUCGUCGCAUUUUACACAAUUCGCCAAGAUCAACGAAGCUAAAUUGGCUCUUGCUGAACUAAAUUAUUUGAACGAUAAGAAUAGUUGUAUUAGAAGUUUUGAGAAGGCUAUGGAUGAUUUCUUUAUUGGGGAGGCAUAUACUCCUCUAGAUGAGUUCAAGAAGAUCAUGGAAAAUGUCAAAUCAAAAAUUCUUCAAAAGUUUGAUUCGAAACGAACAAAUAGUACAGAGAAAAUACAUACACGGAUUCGUAAAGAACUGGUAGAGGAUCUCGAUAAACUUUACACCAAAUACAAUCACCAAAAUGAAAUGAAGUUGGCUUCUAUCAAAUCUUACAUUAAUAUGGAGUGUGCGGAAGCAAAGAAAUUAUACGAUAAACUCAUGAACAAUUCGGAACAAUCCAUUGAAGCCUUGACUAAGGCACAUGCAGGCGCAAAGAAGCAAGCUUUGGAAAUGUUUCGCAAAGUACCGCAUGUUGGUGCAGAAGAUUUUUUUAAGGAUUGUGAAAAUCAGCUAAUUGAAAAAACUGACAAAAAGUUUAAUUCUAUUAAAGAGUGCAUCGUAAAUAAGCAGCAAUAUUUACAACUACAAUUCUCACAGUUGAAAAUGAAUUAUGAAAACCUAAUGAAGGAGGUUUGUAAAAAAGUAUUAACAAAUGAUAAUCUAUUAUCUAAACACGAAGAGUUCAAGGGGAAAGUUCUUGAAGAGUUUGAUGACUUAACAAAUAAUGGCAAAUCGGUAAAUUAUAUGGUUGAAAGACGUCAAAAACUUGAUGAAGAUAUUGAAGAGAUUUUCGAUUAUUAUAAAUCAAAAAAUGACAAGAGUUUGAAUGAGUUCGUACAAAAAUGCAUUUCUACGAAGAGACAAGCGAAAAAUGUACUAAUGGAACCUCUUGAAAACCUCAGCAUGUUUGAUUCAGUUGAUGACGUUAACAGCACUUACAAUAGAGCUUUCAAUGAGGCGCUUGACUUGUAUAUGGAAUUACAAGACUUAAUAUCUUUUAACCAAGAAACAUUUGAUGAAUAUCUGUCGGAAUUGAGAGAGGAAUUUGAAGCAGAGCUCCAAAUGUUCACACGCAGAGCAGAGGUCGGGGAAAGAGUAAAAAAUGCAGCCAAAACUGUACUUCUAACAGUGGUUAUUGUUGGUUUUGUUGCUAUAUUUAAAGUUCCUCCUCCAAUAUAGAUUUGAAAAAGAAGUUGAAAGAUAUAUUACCUGCAUAUGCAUUUAUAUACUAUUGUACAUUUUUUUCCAUUGAAAUAAAGCAUUUUUCUAAACUUUA
Zeugodacus cucurbitae (melon fly) is the source of this 2668-nucleotide messenger RNA. RefSeq names its product atlastin. Gene Ontology annotation, biological process: protein homooligomerization; endoplasmic reticulum organization. The coding region runs from base 169 to 2571 and encodes 800 amino acids. NCBI's taxonomy places the organism in Eukaryota, Metazoa, Arthropoda, Insecta, Diptera, Tephritidae. The record is from RefSeq and is a predicted model, not a curated record. Gene Ontology annotation, molecular function: GTPase activity; GTP binding. The transcript is spliced from 12 exons.